Amphibalanus amphitrite is the source of this 1132-nucleotide messenger RNA. RefSeq lists its product as uncharacterized. NCBI's taxonomy places the organism in Eukaryota, Metazoa, Arthropoda, Thecostraca, Balanomorpha, Balanidae. Bases 240 to 923 code for a protein of 227 amino acids. The transcript has 8 exons. The record is from RefSeq and is a predicted model, not a curated record.
GGUCAUGCCUACCUUGAAACUCAAUAUCUGUCCUUCAAUGAGACGUCAGAAUUUCUGUCGCAAGCCUUCAUGAAGCGCGUUUCAUAUGGGAAACUGUCACCUGACGCGGUCAGCAUCUCUGCAAUCAGCGGCGACCGCCUGCAGUGUGACGGUCCGAUGGCCGGGUGUGGCCAGCGGCGUCACACGGCUGUCACGAGCGUCACGGGGCGCAUCUUCAGCUCACCACCGUGUCACCAAAGAUGAUGGUCCUUACAUGUGUGUUGCUGGUGUCAUCGUAUUUGGUCGGGCCGGCGAGCGGCCACGGUCGCCUCUGGGACCCUCCGUGUCGUGCCACCAUGUGGCGAUGGGGGUACAACACGCCGGCCGACUACAACGACAACCAGCUCUUCUGCGGCGGAAAGGACCACCAACAGCAUGACAUGGGCGGGAAGUGCGGCAUCUGUGGCGACCCUUACGACGAGUCUCAGCCGCGCACUCACGAGAUCGGAGGGCCCUACUACAAGGGCAUCAUCGUCAGCAACUAUACCGUCGGCCAGGAGAUUGAGGUGGUCGUUACCAUCACAGCCAACCAUCUGGGCUUCUUCCAAUUCAAGAUCUGUGAAGUGCCCGGCUUUGACACCGAGGCCACACAAGAGUGUCUGGAUAAGAACAUUCUGAAGCUGGCUGGCUCGGACUCCACCAAAUACUACAUCACAGAUGAGGUGCGCGAUUUCGUGGUCAACCUGCAGCUGCCCGAGGACCUCGAGUGUGAACACUGCGUCUUCCAGUGGCGGUACCACGGCGGUAACGACUGGGGGCUCUGUCCAAACGGUACCGGAAUGGACGGCUGCGGCCCCCAGGAGGAGUUCUACGGCUGUGCCGAUGUCUCCGUCCUGCCUCCCGGUGUCAUCGAGCCUGUGCUCACCAAACUACCAGUCAACUAGAAAUAAGAGGAACGACGGUGCAGUGUGUUCAGUCUACUGCUCUUCAAAAGAGCAACAGCCGUGUCCGAUGCCAUCACUUCCAUUCAACUCUGGCAUCGUUAUCGUUGGUGCGAUGGAAAUAUUCGGGUCUUCAAACUCAAAGAAUGGUUAUAGUUUGUGAUCGAGUGUCUGGAUAAAUAAAUACACUGCAAAAACAGAUGUGGUUUUUA